AUGUCCAAAGUAAAACACAUUAUUAAAACCUCCUUAAAAACCUUCGAAGUUGCCUCGGGGACAAACUUGAGAGCUGCCCUUGUGGAGAAUGGAAUUCCUCUCUAUAAUGGCAAAACAGAGACUUUCAAUUGUGGUGGAAAUGGCACUUGUGGAACGUGUGCAGUGCAAGUGUUGGAUAUUGAUGAAAAGACCUCCGUGAAGGACUCUAUGAAAAGAACGAGUGGUGAGGAAAUGAGAUUGAAACUCCCACCACAUUUCAAUAAGAAUCAAGAUAUUAGAUUGGCAUGCCAGUGUCAAGUGACACAAGAUGUGAGUGUUCAAAAGUUUGAUGGAGUUUGUGGUCAUAAGUUUGAUAAGACUAAAUGGUAA
Messenger RNA from Naegleria gruberi, 369 nucleotides. RefSeq lists its product as uncharacterized. The record is from RefSeq and is a predicted model, not a curated record. The transcript has a single exon. Gene Ontology annotation, biological process: P450-containing electron transport chain. Gene Ontology annotation, cellular component: mitochondrion. NCBI's taxonomy places the organism in Eukaryota, Heterolobosea, Eutetramitea, Acrasida, Naegleriidae. Gene Ontology annotation, molecular function: 2 iron, 2 sulfur cluster binding. The coding region runs from base 1 to 369 and encodes 122 amino acids.